This is a messenger RNA of Populus nigra (black poplar), 1915 nucleotides long. RefSeq names its product oxalate--CoA ligase. The coding region runs from base 69 to 1643 and encodes 524 amino acids. Gene Ontology annotation, molecular function: medium-chain fatty acid-CoA ligase activity. Lineage: Eukaryota; Viridiplantae; Streptophyta; Magnoliopsida; Malpighiales; Salicaceae. Gene Ontology annotation, biological process: fatty acid metabolic process. The record is from RefSeq and is a predicted model, not a curated record. The transcript has 4 exons.
CAGUUUCAGAUUUCCUUCAUCGCAACGUUCCUCCUCUCUCCUCCUUAUCUCUUCUCCUCUCACAAAAAAUGGCCACUCUAACACUCACCGGGUUGUUAAAACGGGUCGCCGGAGAAUUCCCUAACCGUCGAGCCGUCUCUGUUUCUGGAAAAUUAGAUUUAACUCACGCUCGUCUCCAUGAAAUCAUCGAACGUGCCGCUUCUCGCCUUGUUGCCUCUGGAAUUAAACCUGGAGAUGUUGUUGCACUCACGUUUCCCAACACUGUUGAGUUUGUGAUAAUGUUUUUGGCCGUGAUACGGGCCCGCGCCACGGCAGCGCCGUUAAAUGCAGCCUACACUACGGAGGAGUUUGAGUUUUAUUUAUCAGACUCGGAGUCCAAGCUAUUAUUAACCGCACAGGAAGGAAACAGUUCUGCUCAAGCCGCAGCUUCCAAGCUUAAAAUCCCUCACGCCACCGCCACACUCAGCGGAGCAGAUUCUGAACUCAAUCUUUCCCCCAGUCCAACUGAGUCAGACGACCCCAAUUUGAUCAGCCAGCUCAUUAACGACCCAUCUGAUAUGGCUCUGUUUUUGCACACGUCAGGCACCACAAGCCGGCCCAAAGGGGUGCCACUGACUCAGCUCAAUUUGGCUUCUUCGGUUAACAACAUUAAAUCGGUGUACAAACUCACCGAAUCAGACUCGACGGUGAUAGUCUUGCCGUUGUUCCAUGUUCACGGGUUGUUAGCCGGGUUAUUGAGCUCGCUCGCGGCCGGAGCAUCUGUGGCUUUACCAUCUGCGGGCCGAUUUUCGGCUUCAACAUUUUGGAAAGACAUGGACAAAUACAACGCCACAUGGUAUACCGCUGUCCCUACUAUACACCAAAUAAUUUUGGAUCGGCAUCUUAGCAACCCAGAAUCGGUUUACCCAAAGCUUCGGUUCAUUAGGAGUUGUAGCGCCUCGCUUGCCCCGGCUAUAUUAGCUAGACUCGAGGAGGCAUUCAAUACGCCGGUCUUGGAGGCCUACGCGAUGACGGAGGCGACCCAUUUGAUGUGUUCGAAUCCAUUACCGGAAGAUGGGCCACAUAAGGCGGGGUCGGUUGGCAAACCGGUCGGUCAAGAAAUGGCUAUAUUGAACGAGAAUGGGGUGAUUCAAGAUGCUAAUGUUAGUGGCGAGGUGUGCCUUAGAGGUCCAAAUGUGACAAAGGGCUAUAAACACAAUCCGGAGGCUAAUAAGGUUGCCUUUCAGUUCGGGUGGUUUCAUACGGGUGAUCUAGGUUAUUUCGACUCGGAUGGUUAUUUGCAUCUUGUGGGGAGGAUUAAGGAGCUUAUUAAUCGUGGAGGGGAGAAAAUAUCACCAGUUGAAGUGGAUGCAGUGCUUCUAUCUCAUCCUGACAUUGCUCAAGCAGUUGCUUUCGGAGUUCCCGAUGACAAAUAUGGCGAAGAGAUAAAUUGCGCCAUAAUUCCUAGAGAUGGAACAGACAUUGACGAGGAGGAGGUGCUGAGGUUUUGCAAGAAGAACCUCGCAGCUUUCAAGGUCCCAAAGAAGGUCUUCCUUACAGACUCCCUUCCAGAGACAGCCAGUGGGAAAAUCCAACGAAGGAUUGUAUCAGAACACUUCCUCGCUCAAAUUUCAACUGCUAGUGUCCCCAAGUUUGGUGCCUAAAUACUGUCAUUUAUUUGCUCUACUCCAAAAUAAGUUAUGAGGUAGACAGAUAGAUUGGAGCAAUUCAUCUUUUGCAAAUGAGAAUGAGGUAGUGGGGAAUAAACACGUACGUUAUUUUCGUUUUCGGAAAGUAAUAACUCUCCUAAUUAUUUUGUUGCUGACAGUUGAUCUGUAGCUUCAACGCGCAAAUCUACCUAUUAUGUGAGCAUACAUGAUGCACACCUUAAUUAACGAGUUGUUUUCUUGAUGAAUAUUACAUGUAUAUUUGGUGA